GUCAUCUUCCAUCGCCUGUUGGGCUCAGUGGAUUUUUGCAAAUUUAGUUGAUAUUAUCAUUUUAAAUGCCGGAAUAGCAGCCGUCGAGGCUGUUGUAAUACUCCCGGCGAUAUUGUAUACUAUUAAGCUGCCAGACAACGUAUUCGAACAAUGAACAGGACGUGAGAGCGGCGGAUUCGUGAACCGGCCAACCAUUUUACAUACUUGUUGUUGCUGCGCGCUGCACUCUGAAACUCGACGAAAUAUAUUUGCUUUUGCUGAUGUAUUUCGGCCGAAAGCAGCGAAUCGAAUCAUCGUGUCGACUGCAAAUAUAGCCGCUUUUUUAGCUUACGCAAGCAAUACGCCAUUGGAGGUCUCUUCGAUGUCUAGGCACUGAGACUGGAGUUUAAAAGAUCGGUCACACAGACAGAAAGGCAGAAGAGCCGCCCGGCAAACAUGUUGCGUCUUAUGUUGGCUUUCCUGGUGGCCACCACCACUUCGGCCGACGAUUCCCUCCAGCGCAUUCGGCGUGCAGCCAUCGACGUGGAUAAUCCAAAAGCUAUGCACAGCAUCAUCGACCUGGCUGAGUGCCAGGACCUAAAGAAGCUUUGCGCGCACCACAAGUUCACAGACAACCUGUCCAUGCUGGAGUGCGCACUAACUUUCAGCUCCAGUCAGCUGGAGGACCUCCCGGAGGCCUGCCAGCAUGAGCUGUGGCUGCAGCAACGCCAGUUGCAGCUGCCCGCCUGGAUGGAGAGCAGCUUCCUGCCCUUAUAUUGUCCCGCCGAGCGGUCCAAGCUAGAGAGCUGUCUAAACUCCGUGCACCUGUGGAGCUGCCUGGAUCAGCAGCGACUGAAACUGCCGCAGAGCAGCGCCUGCCAUCAGCACCUGAGAAAAGGCUACGAGUCUCUGGGCCAGGAUUAUAGCGCUGUUGACGAGUUUUACACCGUCUGUGGACAGCUCGUUGAGGAGCACAAGUGCGGGCGGCUAAACAUCGACCACUUGCCCUCCGUACUUUCCCAAUUGGGCACCGUUCAAUGCCUCCAGGAGAGUGCCCCGAAGCCAAUCGAGCCAAUCUGUCAGAGCGCCAUCAACUCCAUCGAGCUGCAGCGUGGAAUGCUUGAACUGUUUCGGGUCUGCCAGGAGGAUCUCUCCUCUUUGUGCUCUCAGGAAAAGCCUGGCACUGCUGGCGGUUUCAAGUGCCUUGUGCGGCACAAGAACCACCCUUCAAUGUCGCCCCAGUGCGCCUCGCAAAUCACAAUGAGGGAUCAGCAGAUGGGCCGCGACUACCGCGUGUCCCACGGUUUGGCCAAGGCCUGUAAGGACGAUAUCAAGACGUAUCAUUGCCGUCGCGGUGUCUCCGAGGACAAGCACGUACGACUGGCCCAGAUCCUGCUCUGCUUGGAGUCGGUGUCGAAAAACGGGACAAAAUUGGCGCCCCCUUGCCUCGCCGAGUUGACGGACCACCGUCGCAUGCUGAUGACGGACUACCAGCUCUCGCCGGAGCUUCUCAACGACUGUGCCGAUGACAUACCCAAAUUCUGUCCGGAUGAGCACAAGGCGCAGCUGGUUAAUGGCAUGGCGAGUACUGGUGGCGAGAUUAUUCAUUGCCUUCUUGAGCAUGUUAAGGCCAGGCGUCAACAGCGACGGGUGACGGCACAGUGCCAGCGGGGAUUGGAAACCCUGAUAAAGGCAAGUGACGCCGGCGAGGACUGGCGCGUGGAUCCGGUGCUUAGGCGGGCCUGCAAGCCAGUUGUGGACGUGGCCUGCAAAGAUGUGCAAGGAGGCGACGCGCGAGUCAUGACUUGUCUGGUGGAGCACAUUGGCACCCCUGUGAUGCUUCCCGAAUGCGAGCAAGCUCUGCUUAUCAUCGAGUACUUCGUUGCUAGAGACUUCAAGUUGGACCCGCAGCUGUACAAACACUGUCGCGAUGACGCAGUGAAGUAUUGCCGUGCAAAGAAGCAAUGGGAUGAUGCGCAGAACAUUCAAAUGGAUCCGGAAAGGGGACCCAUGAUUCUCCCCUGUCUGCAUCGCAUGGCUUUCAGCGAGGACGAGCAUCAGACUUUGCGGAAAGACUGCUUUAAGGAGGUGAAACGUGUGAUGAGACAGCGCGCCAUAUCCAUGGACUUAAUCCCCGAGGUAGAAGACUACUGUCUCAACGAUCUCUCAGCGUUCUGCGCCGACUGCACGGAAAAGGGCAGUGAAAUGGAGUGUCUGCAAAAGAAUAUGGACCAACUGCAGCCGGAAUGCAAAACAGUGGUGGUCAAGUACACUGAGGAGGAGGCCGCUCACGUGGAACUCAAUCCCGUCAUUAUGAACGUGUGCGGUGAGGCAAUGCAGCAGCACUGCUCGGCGAUCCUCAAGAGCGGCAAGGAUAAUGGCGACAUGAUGGACUGUCUAAUAGCGCACAAAAACGAUGCAGAUCUACGAAAGGACCUCCGGUGUCGCGCCGCCAUAGAACACUUUCAGAUCAUCUCGCUUAAAAGCUUCCACUUCACCACCAAGUUCAAGGAGGCAUGCCGUCCAUACGUUCAGCGCUUCUGCUCCUCGAGCGCCACCAAAAACGAGGUGGUGGCCUGCCUUAGCGAGGUGAUGCGCAACGACACUAUCAAGGCGCAGCGCCAUCAGAUUCCCAAGGAAUGCCGCCACCAGGUGAAGGCGCAACUCUACCAGCAGCGCGAGAGCAUUCAAUUGGACCCCAAGCUGGCGAACGCCUGCAAGCGUGAGCUGGAACAAUUCUGCGAGGAGGAAAAGGGUCCCGGUCAGGUGAAUGAAAAAGCUCUGGAGUGCCUUAUAAGAAAAACGAGUAGCUUGGGCAAGCCCUGUCAUCAUGCGAUCUUUAUGGUCAAGAAAUCGGAGCUGGGUGACAGCGGCACUGACUACACGCUCCUCACCACGUGCAAGGAGAUGAUCUACAAGUUCUGUCCAAGCACUGACUCGGCAAAGCUUUUGGAUUGCCUGAAGACAUACAAGGAUGACACACAGUUCGACCAGAGGUGCCAUUUGGUGGUGGUCAACCGUAUGAUCGAGCAAAACACGGACUUCCGGUUCAAUCCUUCGCUGCAAAGCGCCUGCGGAAAGAACAUCGACCGGUAUUGCUCCAAUAUUGUGGCCAGUGCUCUGCCCAACGAGGAGCUGAAUGGAAAGGUAAUUCACUGUCUAAAAGACAAGUUCCGCCAGUCAGCUCUGGACGAACCAUGUGCCAAGGAGAUGAUCAAGAUCCUUCAGGAGCAGGCCCUCAACUACAAGCUGAAUCCCCUGCUGCAGGUGUUUUGCAAAUCUGAGAUCCAGGAGUUGUGCAAGGCUAACAUUGAUUCUGAUGAGCAUGGUCAGUUGGCGGAAUGUUUGAAGACGGCCUUCCUGCAAAAGCAGAUAAUCAACCGGCAGUGCCAGAUGGAGGUGGCCACUCUGAUCGCCGAAGCCAAGGCCGACAUCCAUGUCGAUCCCAUCCUAGAAACGGCUUGCACCGUGGAUCUGCUACGAUACUGUUCAAAGGUGUCGGCUGGCAAUGGACGAAAGCUGAACUGCCUUAGAACGCUGCUAAAGGAUACGCCGAACUCACUGGAAGCGGACUGCCGAGAAAAGCUGCAGCGGCGCAUCGAGAUGUUCCGAAACGCGGACGACACGCUGGCACUGCCGCCCGGGGACAUGCAGCAGCUGGUUCAGCAGGUGGUCGCCUCGCCGGCGCGUAAAUUUUUCCUUGUGAUACUGAUGAGCGCCACGGGACUGGUCUUCCUCACCGGCAUCUUCCUGGGACGGGCCACCAAACGUGCAAUGGGCUUAAAGAAUAAAUAAUUCAAAUAGUAGACUGUAGUGUUGCUGUGUAGACGGAAAGUUCAUAUUUGCGAGCUUGUUGUUUUCCAUUUCGGCUGACCCCAUGACCCGAUUCCUAUCCUUGCUUCCUCUCAUCCUGCUGCAUCCAGCCUGCCUUUUUAAUAUUUGUGUGAGCAAUUUGUGGCUUAAUCGAUUGUAAGACCAAAAAUUAAGCGAAAAAAGAGGAAACAAUAAAAUAUUCUAGUUCCAUUCUUAGGGCCUUUUUGUUAUACUUUUUUGUAACAAUUUCACCUGUAUAUUAAAUUGUAUUUUUGUAAACAAA
Molecule: messenger RNA, 4075 nt
Organism: Drosophila ficusphila
Lineage: Eukaryota; Metazoa; Arthropoda; Insecta; Diptera; Drosophilidae
Gene: Glg1
Product: Golgi apparatus protein 1
Exons: 6
Coding region: 436-3774 (1112 amino acids)
Cellular component (GO): Golgi membrane
Molecular function (GO): fibroblast growth factor binding
Source: RefSeq, a predicted model, not a curated record